This is a messenger RNA of Engraulis encrasicolus (European anchovy), 1878 nucleotides long. RefSeq names its product growth associated protein 43 (gene gap43). The record is from RefSeq and is a predicted model, not a curated record. The transcript has 3 exons. Bases 291 to 965 code for a protein of 224 amino acids. Gene Ontology annotation, biological process: regulation of growth. Gene Ontology annotation, molecular function: protein binding. NCBI's taxonomy places the organism in Eukaryota, Metazoa, Chordata, Actinopteri, Clupeiformes, Engraulidae.
ACUACAGAGAGAGAGUGAGAGAGUGAGAGAGAGAGAGAGAAGGAGAAGCGAAUCGGCAGUGGAGAGCAAGGCAGGCAGCAGACAGUGUGCAAAUUGUGAUGAGUAAAAGCAUUAGCCGACUCAGCUGUUGAUACAGCCUGGUGUGAGUGAGUGCAAGAACGAGAGCGCGCGCGAGAGAGCGAGAGUGAGAGAGAGCGUGAGCGAGAGCGAGUGAGAGAGAGGGAGUGAGAGAGAGAAGUGUAAGGAGGAAAAAAGGAAGGAAAGAAGGGGAAAGAAAGGAUACCAGAACUAUGCUGUGCUGUAUAAGAAGAACAAAACCGGUCGAGAAGAAUGAGGAUGCCGACCAGAAGAUCGAGCAGGAUGGCGACAAAAAACCCGAGGACAACAAGGCCCACAAGGCCGCCACCAAGAUCCAGGCCAGCUUUCGCGGACACAUAACCCGCAAAAAAAUGAAAGACGGCGACAAAGAAGAGGAGGGGGAGGAGGGGAAAGACGAGAACACCCCAGCAACCACCGAGGAGGAGGCCGCCACUGACGCCGCUGCCACCGAGGCAGCGGAGGGAGAGGAGAAGAAGGAGGCCACGUCUCCCGCGGCGGAGAAGGCCGAGGAGGCAGCGGCGGCGCCGGCUGAAGCAGCAGCGGCAACCGACGCGGCGAGCGAGAAGGCCAAAACCCCCGUCACGGACAAGCCGGCCGAUCCUCCAGCGGCGACUUCACCCACUGCCGCCGCCCCAACGGAGCCCGCAAAGGAAGACGCGGCCAAGCCAGAGGCCGAGGAGAAGCCCAAGGAGGAGAGCAAAGAUGCUCCGGCGGAGGAACCCAAACAAGCCGACGUGCCUGCUGCAGACGCCAGCAAGACAGCCGAUUGUGAGGAGACAAACCAAACAGAAGAGAAAAAAGAUGGUGCUGAGGAGUCAGAGGCAGCAGAGGAGACCCCGUCGGAUGCAGCAAAGGCGGACGAGUAAAUUUACAGAAGAAGAAAAAAAGAAUGGAAAGAAAUUAAGAUGCAUACAAAAUACUUAACGAAAAAGGUUGCUCUUUGCCAUGGCCGCCCGCAGGUUUUUUGCAAAGACAGUCUGUUUUUAAUUUGUUCGGUCCUCUGUUAUUUUUAUGUGUGGCAAUGAUGUUUUUCUUAUAGUGGAGGAGUUUCCAGUCAUGGCCAUUUUUGACUCGCUAUAGGGGUGACAAGACAAAGUGGUGGCAAUGACUGCCUCUAUACAUGCAAAACUCUCUGGUGAGGGUAAAAAAAAAGUACUUAUAUAAUUAAUUAUUAUAAUAAUAUCACUAUUAGAAGAAAAAGAAACAGCUCCAAACAGCAGCAUCCAUUUCCAACAAACCUAACCAAAGGACUGGUCAUUCUCUCAUUCUGCUUGAUCUAUUAGCUUACUCUUUCAGUAGUACCACACUUCACAUUCACAGUACAGUAGUAUUAGCGAAACAUUGUAAAAAACUGAAAUAACUUACAAAAAUAUCUGAUAGAAAUCCCAUUCUCAUUCAAACUCCAACAUCUCUAUCCUGCUCUUUGUUUGCCAACAUUUCAUGAAUAGCUUGAACCAUUUAAAAGAAAAAUAUGAAAAAAAUUAAAAAAGAGGAAUUGCAUGGGAACUCCUCCAUUGAGGAGAACUUUUGGCAGUCACCAUGACAAAAACGAGAAAAAAAGUGUGGCUUCUUUUUGAUGUCCUUGGUGUUGUUAUGACCGUUUGAUAUAAAUUGGAAUUAUACCUGCACUGAUGUUAAAAAAAGAAGAAAAAUCAAACAAUUAAAAAACAUUUUCCUAUGUUUCAAGUGAGUGCAAUGUCAAGUUUGAAUCUAAGGAGUUAAAUUGUGGAAUUAAAAAAUGGUUUCAAUGUCUGUUUUCAAAAUAAAGAAAUGUGCCAA